UGACAGAUAAUUUGUUCGUAUUCUAACCUAAAAUUCGCAUGUUUCAAAAACUUAUCAAUUAAAUAAAAACAGAAAUAAAUAAAAGUGCCACAAAUGUUUCUAAGUGUAACUGUUUAAGUGAAGUUGUGUAUAGUGCAAUAUGAUUUCACGAAAACCGAUAUUUCAAAAGCCGAGUGAUGACAAUCUAUAUCCAGUGAGGAACAAAAACGGAGAGAUAGAAACAUUAGUGAACCCGAACAUAGACUCAGCGUUAAGCAUUGAUAAUGACUCUAAAACCAAUGUUGUCUACAAUCGUUACCACCACUUGCCUCUCGAGGCUCAACGACAGAAGUUACCGGUAUUCCAGUAUCGCAAUCACAUCCUGUAUUUGAUGGAGAGGUAUCAGACGUUGGUUCUGAUAGGAGAAACUGGAUGCGGCAAGUCUACACAAGUUCCACAAUAUCUGCACGAAGUGGGGCACAAGGUGUGCGUCACGCAGCCGCGCAUCACCGCUGCGGUGACGCUCGCGACCCGCGUCGCCGAGGAGCGUGGGGAGCGUGGGGUGCGUCUGGGGGAGGAGGUGGGGUACGCGGCGGGUAUGACCGCUGAGAGGACAGUGGACACGGGGAUCGUGUUCAUGACAGAAGGUGUGUUGCUACGAGAGAUGUUCGCAUCGCCGCUGUUGAUGCAGUAUACUUGUAUUGUAUUGGACGAGGUGCACGAGAGAUCACAAAUGACCGAUGUUUUAUUGGGACUUUUGAAGAAGAUAGCUAAAAAACGCAAGAACUUAAAAAUCGUGAUAUCAUCAGCGACAAUGGACGGUGAGUUCUUCAAGCGGUUCUUCGAAUCGCGCGAUGCGCACGGGCAGACGGACACGUCCGUCGUCAUGUCCGUGCCGGGGCGGACGUAUCCCAUUGAAGUGUUCUACAUUUCAGAGCCGGUCGCGGACUAUGUGAAGGCGACAGUGGAUACUAUCAUUAAAAUACAUGAAAACGAACCGUUCGGCGAUGUUUUGGCGUUUCUGACCUCACAGGAAGAAAUCCUAUCAGCCUUAGAGACGUUACAAAUAUACGCGGAGGCAAACAACGAAAAAAACAAACACAGAAAGUCAUUCGCCAGCGGCAUCCACGCGGCGGAUUUAUCGAUCCUGCCCAUGUACGGCAGCCUGCCUUUGCACAAGCAAAUAAAAGUUUUCCAAAUGGCCGAGAGGAACGUUAGGAAAGUGAUUCUAGCUACUAAUAUAGCUGAGACCAGCGUGACCAUUCCGGGCGUUGUUUAUGUGGUAGACAGCGGGUUCCACAAACUGGCGCACUACUCGCCGCAGCUGGGCGUGGAGUGCGUGUGCGUGUGUGGCGUGUCCGCACACAACGCACACCAGCGCGCCGGCCGCGCCGGCCGGAGCAAACCCGGGAAAUGUUACAGACUAUACACGGAAGAGGAGUUCUCGAAGCUCCCGGAGAGCGUCCCGCCGGAGAUGUGCCGCAGCGACCUCAGCUCCGCGCUGCUGCAGUUGAAAGCUCUCGGCAUUCAUAACUUGCUGAGGUUCACGUUCCCCACCCCGCCGCCGGCCAAGAGUCUCCUGGGCGGGCUGGAGCUGCUGCUGGCGCUGCGGGCGGUGGACAGGAGCGGCGCGCUGACGGCGGAGGGGCACCGGAUGGCGGAGCUGCCGCUGAGGCCGAUGUUCGCCAAGAUGUUGUGCCAGAGCGGUGAAUUCGGGUGUGUCGAUGAAAUUCUAUCGAUAGUGUCGAUGCUACAAAUGGACAGUGUUUUCGUGAAACAGUACACCGGCAAAGCGUGUGCCGCCGCUAGAGUAUCCAGGAGGAAUAAUUUCGAGGUGGCAGAAGGCGAUAUCAUAAUGUAUUUAAAUAUAUACGAUUCCUAUAGUAGAGUGAAGGGGGCUCAUAAUGAUGAGAAAUCGGCGAAAAAGGCGUGCAAAGACUGGUGCCACAGGAUGUAUAUCAAUUAUAGAGUUAUGGAAAAGGCUUGUGAAAUUCGGAGCAGUCUGGAGAAGUUGGUUAAAGGCAAGUUUAAUAUUGAGAAUAAAACAUUCGAAGGACCGGAUUUAGGUUCAGCAAAAUGCAUACGAAUAAUGAAAUGCGUGCUGAGCGGAAUGUUCCCGCAGGCCGGCUGGCUGGGCGCGGCCGGACACUACACGAGCGUUCUCGGAGCUAAGUUGUUUAUAAGCGAGAGUAGCUGCUUGUAUCGCGUGCAACAACCCACUUGGGUGGCGUUCGCGAGCGUGCAGAGCGCGGGGGACAGGGUACACAUGAGAGACCUCAUGGCGAUACGGAAGGAGUGGCUGCUGGAAGUAGCUCCGCAUUAUUAUACUGAACUUUAAUAAAUUAUUCUUAAA
Zerene cesonia (dogface butterfly) is the source of this 2332-nucleotide messenger RNA. RefSeq names its product probable ATP-dependent RNA helicase DHX35. NCBI's taxonomy places the organism in Eukaryota, Metazoa, Arthropoda, Insecta, Lepidoptera, Pieridae. The record is from RefSeq and is a predicted model, not a curated record. The coding region runs from base 140 to 2317 and encodes 725 amino acids. Gene Ontology annotation, molecular function: RNA binding; ATP binding. The transcript has 17 exons. Gene Ontology annotation, cellular component: intracellular anatomical structure; catalytic step 2 spliceosome.